Molecule: messenger RNA, 624 nt
Organism: Ostertagia ostertagi
Lineage: Eukaryota; Metazoa; Nematoda; Chromadorea; Rhabditida; Trichostrongylidae
Source: the annotation of a GenBank genome assembly
AUGGACACCGCAUCGCACGUGAACGAGCUGGAAACGAUCAAUAGGAACGCAGACUUUAUGGAGGCAGUAGGAGAUCCGGAUGAGGAUGAAGAACCUUUAGUACUCCUAGAAGCAAUAAGUGACGAUGAAUUGGAGGAUCAAAACGAUACCGAUCGAGACGGGGAGUUGCAGGAGACGCCAGAGCAAGCUGCGGGAGAGUACGACAGAAUGAUUGCCGAGCUGGAGAGGAAGAAGCGUGGUAGACCUCGCAGGUACGAAGGACAAAUCGAAAACCCGAACGAUGCACGAAUGCGCUGUAUAUUCUGUAACAUACGCGGAGACCACUAUUCAGAUUCCUGCACUGUCUACUCGACUCUCAAGGCACGCACGUUACGCAUCAACCAGACAAAAAUCUGUAAAAAGUGUCUAGACCGCUACUGUCCUAAAGGAGAGAAUUGCAAAAAACACCACGCAACGUGCUACCAUUGUGGCGACUCUGGACAUAAUUCUGCCUUCUGUCCUCUACCUGAGGAAAAUCAGCGAACCGAGGAUCAAAUAAGUUACUUACGCCGUAAACGUGACGAAGCGAGAGAGCUCAUCAGGAGGAUCUCAAGUGGUCUUACACGCCGUGGCAUUGACGCCUAA